GCCAAACAGCAGGGGCAAGCUCCAACACCAUUGCAUGCUUUUAAUCUGCUACAGACUAUGCCCUUACUUGGAAAAGACCAGGAUGUCCAAUCAGUCAGUCCAACAAUUGGAAGAACCCGUAUCCAAAUACAAACACAUUUGUUAUGUGUGAUAAGGGCGAGAGCAUAACAAGAGGAAGUGUGCUGCUUGAACCUUGCUCACAACUAAUCCUGAAGAGGAACAGAGGGUUGUUUCCCUUCAAUAGGCACAAUGGCUAACCAGCUGCUCCUCAUUUUGAUCUUCAGUUUUCUGACAAAUCUCUUGAAGGCAGAAAGAAAUGUAUUCUUACAAGAUAAAAUUGCACACAAAUUUCUGGAAAGAAGAAAACGUGCAAAUUCACUAUUUGAGGAAUUCAAGCCAGGAAAUAUUGAAAGAGAAUGCCAUGAAGAGAAAUGCUCAAGGGAGGAAGCCAGAGAAGCUUUUGAAGAUGAUGAAAAAACAAAUGAAUUCUGGAAUGUUUAUGUAGAUGGUAACCAGUGUAACUCAAACCCUUGCCAUUAUGGAGGGUCAUGCAAAGAUGGCAUAAAUAGCUACACCUGCACAUGCUUGGCUGGUUAUGAUGGACAAAACUGCGAACACAUCACACAUAAAUCCUGCAAAGUGGAUAAUGGAGAGUGUUGGCAGUUCUGUAAAAAUGUAGAAAAUACUGUGGAAUGCUCUUGCACGGAUGGGUAUAUCCUGGACAACGAUGGACAAUCCUGUGUUGCUACAGCUAAUUAUCCAUGUGGUAAAAUCAAAAGGACAAAGACGAAGGCAAAAAGAGAAGCAAGCUUCUUCAACCACAACCCCAGCACUUAUGACUAUGAUGCAAUUCCUGAAGACAUUUAUUACGAUGGUAUGCAGAAUUGCAGUAAUGUGGUUCCCCAUCUACCGUCCCAGGAGGGAACUGCACUCAAUGAGAACGAUGUCAACUCUGACCUUAACCUGCGAAUUGUUAAUGGGUCCAAUUGUGAAUUGGGUCAAUGUCCCUGGCAGGCACUUCUGCUAGAUGAAAAAGAAGAAGGGUUUUGUGGAGGAACAGUACUGAGCCGUAUCCAUGUGCUUACUGCCGCUCAUUGUAUAAAUCAAACAAAAACAAUUAAAGUUGUUGUAGGGGAGGUGGAUACUAACACAAGAACAACGGGAACUCUUCACACUGUGGAGAAAGUAUAUGUGCAUCAGAAAUUUGUGUUGGCAACCUAUGACUAUGAUAUCGCCAUAAUUCAAUUGAGGAACCCAAUUCAGUUUUCUGAAUACGUGAUCCCUGCGUGCCUUCCCACAGCUGACUUUGCCAAUCAGGUCCUCAUGAGACAACCAACUGGUAUUGUCAGUGGUUUUGGGCGUCUCCAUGAAAGAGGCCGGAAAGCCUCCAAGCUUCAAGUCAUUAGAGUGCCGUACAUCGAGAGGCAUACCUGCAAGCUGUCAAGUAAUUUUGUAAUCACUGAAAAUAUGUUCUGUGCUGGCUAUCGCACUCUGGCUCAAGAUGCAUGUCAGGGAGACAGUGGAGGCCCUCAUGUAACUGAAUACAAGGGCACUCACUUUGUUACGGGUGUGAUCAGCUGGGGAGAAGGGUGUGCAAGGGAGGAUAAGUAUGGCAUUUAUACAAAGGUGUCCAAAUUCAUAGGCUGGGUGAGGAGAAUAAUCCGUCAGAGACGACAGCCAGCCAGGCAAGAAGAGAACUGAUGUGUCCUGAACACCAUGUGAUGGCAUAUUUCUCUCAAGCAUUUUGCUGUAUGAAUUGAAUAAAUAGUUAAAUUUAGAGCAUGAGAGAGGAACCAUGGGCCACCCGGGGUUUUUUGUUUUGUUUUGUUUUUUUUUGUUUUUUGAACCACAGCUUCCACAAGCCUUUACAGUUGGUUAUGCAAGGUGGAGGACACAGAAGUUGUAGGUCAAACACCUAGAGGCCAGAUAUUCUUCACCCCAGUUAAGGAUCUUCAGCAUACUACUUUGAAGGUUUUUUUUUUAAUUUCACAGCAUCCAUGCAUUAUGAAAUCUGUGUUUAUUUCACCUAGCUUACUGAAUAAUAUAGCUCUAGCAUAAGUCCCACAUGUAUCGAUCAGUCUAAGAAACAUGAUUUUGAGUCUUUUAUCUUCUGUAUUAUGGCCAGAAUCCUCUUAGACAGCUACAAAUGUGUAACCAGGAAGCAGCUGCUAUACUCACCAAGGGUCUGUUCCCCUGUUGCUCUGGAUAUAAUUUAUAUUUGCAUGUAUAAGCUUUUUGUUUCAUGUCAGGAGUGACUUGAGAAACUGCAAGUUGCUUCUGGUGUGAUAUAAUUGGCUGUCUGCAAGAACAUUGCCCAGGAGACGCCCAGAUGUUUUAAUGUUUUUACCAUCCUUCUGGGAGACUUCUCUCAUAUCCAUGCAUGGAACUGGAGCUGACAGAGGGAGCUCAUCCCACUCUCCCUGGAUUUGAACCAGCAAACUUCAGGUCAGCAAUCCAACAUUCAAGUCAGCAGUCCUGCUGGCACAAGUGUUUAAUCCAUUGCACCACUGGGUAUCAUAAGUUGAAGGUCGGUUUGGGAGACAAAGUUAUGAAUUUUGAUAUGACGUCAGGGGUCAUUUCAUAGAGAGGGGCAAGCAUCAAUGCCACCUCAUGGAACCACUUCUCCCUGGCCAACUCUACGAUUUCCUUGCUCAAACAUUUUUAAAAAAGGUUCUCCUGGAUGGAAUACAAUCUUGCCUUUCACCAAUCUGCUCAGCAGGGGGCAUGGUCCCUUUUGUAAAAAAAAAUAAAAGGUAUGAUGCUAUCCUAACAUUGCCCCAUGGAUACGUCCACCCAGGUUUUGGAGACUUUUUUUGGCUAAAAUAGCUAGACUUCUAUGUGAGUAUAGAGUAGCUUUCCCACCUCCUCCUGUGAACAAUCUCUGUUGCCAAAGGCAGAAGUGGAUCUCCUGUCACAAUUUCCCCCGUACACUGGAGAUCCCUUGCAUGAGUGGGUUUGUAAACAUCAGCCAGCUAGUUUCUAUUCAUCACAGUAGCUGCUGCCUGGUAAGUGGGCAUUGGGAGACAGUUCCUAUCUAGAGCAUCGGUAGAAAUCAUGAAUGUGAAAUAGUCAUGAACACUCAGAGUUAUGCAUUCGUAACCGCUCAAGAAGAUGGGAGCCUGUAGUUUUAAUAGAUUUAUAUGGCUUAUAAUAGAAUCUUGAUACUUAAAGGCACAGUCAUAGGCUUUCAGUAAUUGGUGACCCUUUUCCCUUUUCUUCCAGAAUUAGAUGCUGAUAAUUAAAGUAUGUAGUUACAAUGAAACAACUUCCAAAAGGGUAGAGGUAUCACUCUACUGCAGAUAAAAGAAAAAUAUGUGGUUCCUUAAAACCAACCUUUGGUUCUCCAGGAGUUUUGGACUUCAGUUCCCAUUGUACAAGCUAGCCAGCACUUCUGGACAUAGUUCCAAAUGCCUGGAGAGCCAAAGGUUAGACACCAUUGUAUUAUAGCAUGAAACUUCUAAAUAGGUUGUACAGCCAAUUCCUUCCUGAUGAGAAAUGUAUGGUGAAGGCUUUUAGUGAAUGAAUGAAUGAAUGAAUGAAUGAAUGAAUGAAUGAAUGAAUGAAUGAAAUAUAUAUAUAUUUACUAACCCUGCAAGCUAACAAGUAACUUGAGAAAAAAUACAGCUAGUGUGGUUUGUCUCUGUACUCCAAAGUACUCACCACAGUGCUUGAAUGGUGGCUUUGGAAGAAGAUAUUUUCAAAUGCCUUUCUCUUUUGCAAAUAUUUCAUAUUGUCACGUGUACCAAACUGAAUAAUAAACAAUGUAUUAAACUGCAAA
Messenger RNA from Anolis carolinensis (green anole), 3778 nucleotides. Its product is annotated as coagulation factor X. The record is from RefSeq and is a predicted model, not a curated record. Gene Ontology annotation, molecular function: serine-type endopeptidase activity; calcium ion binding. Gene Ontology annotation, cellular component: extracellular region. Bases 250 to 1701 code for a protein of 483 amino acids. Gene Ontology annotation, biological process: positive regulation of leukocyte chemotaxis; blood coagulation; proteolysis. NCBI's taxonomy places the organism in Eukaryota, Metazoa, Chordata, Lepidosauria, Squamata, Anolidae. The transcript is spliced from 8 exons.